Molecule: messenger RNA, 2397 nt
Organism: Bacidia gigantensis
Lineage: Eukaryota; Fungi; Ascomycota; Lecanoromycetes; Lecanorales; Ramalinaceae
Exons: 1
Coding region: 1-2397 (798 amino acids)
Biological process (GO): ceramide catabolic process; sphingosine biosynthetic process; long-chain fatty acid biosynthetic process
Cellular component (GO): extracellular region
Molecular function (GO): N-acylsphingosine amidohydrolase activity
Source: RefSeq, a predicted model, not a curated record
AUGACAUCCGCAAGCUGGAGGUCUGGUAAUGCCGAGCAAUUCCAUCGCUCUACUCCAAGGCCUCCAUCCCAUCUUUCGAGGAAUCUCAAUUCAGAUGCCACAAGUACCCUCACAAGCCAUAGAAAAAUGGCACGCCUCCCCUUCGCCGCCGCCUUGGUUACGGCCCUCGUCCUCCUUCUCCUCCUCACCUCCCACCUAACAGCGCCUUUCUUCCCUACCAUCCCAAAUCUACAAACCUUCCUCCGCCAUGUCUGCCAUCCUACUACCUUCAUAUCGUCGAAUGGCCAGCCACACACGGCUGGUGCAACAGAUCAAGGCACACCCUACCUCCUCGGCGUCGGCAAAGCUGACAUCACCGGCCCCGUCGUCGAGAUCAAUUUGAUGGGAUACGCAGAUCCAGACCAAGUCGGCACCGGUCUUCGCCAGCGGCUAUACUCUCGCACCUUCAUCAUCGGCAGCACGGAGAACCUUACUGAAAGAUUUGUGUACAUGGUGCUCGAUACGCAGAGUGGAGAUACGGCUGUAAGAUACGGUAUAUUGGACGAGCUGGCAAAAUUAGGCGGCGAGUACGCGGUGUAUGGGCAGCAGAACGUAGCUGUCAUAGGCACGCACUCGCACUCUGGCCCUGGCGCGUGGUUGAAUUAUCUUUUGCCGCAGAUCACGAGUAAAGGGUUUGACAAGCAGAGCUACCAGGCGAUUGUGGAUGGGGCUGUGUUGUCGAUUAAGAGGGCGCAUGAGAGUUUGAAGCCUGGAUAUCUGAGUGUGGGACAUGCGAAUGUGGAGGGUGGGAAUGUUAAUAGGAGCCCGUAUGCUUAUUUGCAGAAUCCGGAGGAGGAGAGGGCGAGGUAUAAAGGUGAUGUGGAUGAGGAGAUCACGGUGCUAAAAUUCUGGGAUCAGGAGAGUGGGAAGGGGAGGGGUGUGCUAACGUGGUUUCCCGUCCAUGGAACGAGUUUGUAUGGGAAUAAUACGUUGGUUAGUGGUGAUAACAAGGGGGUUGCUGCUUGGUUGUUCGAAGAGGCUGUGAAGGGACAAGAAAGCGAAGACGAAGGGUUUGUAGCGGGCUUUUCGCAGUCGAAUGUUGGCGACACGAGUCCGAAUGUGCUUGGAGCCUACUGCGAAGAUGGGUCAGGUCAGCAAUGUUCAUUUAAAGAAAGCCUGUGCAACGGCAAGACACAAGCCUGCCAUGGCCGCGGCCCUCGCUUCACUGCAAAGGAUAACGGCGCAGCCAGCUGCUACGAAAUAGGUCGCCGUCAGUUCGUCGCCGCUAAAAGCGCCUACGAUCUCAUGGACGAAAUUGGCACCCCUGUUUCCGGCCCCAGCGUAAAAGCCGUCCACUCCUUCCACGACCUCUCCAACUACACCUUUCCUCACCCCAAUGGAACCACCCUCCACACCUGCCCCGCCGCCCUCGGAUACUCCUUUGCAGCAGGCACCACCGACGGCCCUGGCGCCUUUGACUUCAAACAAAAUGACCCUGGCAAGCCUAACGCUAACCCUCUCUGGGCUGUCGUGAGCGGUGCACUUAAGGAGCCAAGUAAGGAGCAGAAAGCAUGUCAUGCGCCAAAACCUAUAUUGCUCGACGUCGGCGAGAUCCAUAAGCCGUAUCAGUGGACGCCAAAUAUCGUCGACAUCCAACUCCUUCGCGUCGGGCAGCUUUUCAUUAUCGUCAGCCCCGGCGAAGCCACCACAAUGUCUGGCCGGCGGUGGAAGGACGCCAUCUACGGUGAGGUCAAAGCAAUCUCUCUCGCCGAAAAUGGAGAUCCUGACCCGAUCGUCUUGCUGGGUGGGCCUGCCAACAGCUACACCCACUACAUCGCCACGCCCGAGGAGUAUUCUGUCCAGCGGUACGAAGGUGCAUCCACGCUCUAUGGCCCCAGCACCCUCGACGCUUUCAUCCACCUCAGCACCCUCCACCUUCCCUACCUUUCCGCGGAGAACUCGUCGUUUCCGACAUCCCCAGUGUACCCGCCUAACAACGUCAAUGCUUCCAUGAGCUUCAUCACCCCCGUCAUCUUCGACAACGCCCCUCUGUUCAAAUCAUACGGCGACAUUCUCCAGGAUGUCAAACCUACCUACGUCGUCGGUCAAAACGUGAUCGCGAGGUUCGUGGCUGCGAAUCCAAGGAAUGAUCUCCGCUUGGAGGAUACGUACGCUGCGGUUGAGAUGAAGGACGGCGGAAAGUGGAAAAGGGUAAGGGAUGAUAAAGAUUGGGGGCUCGUGUUCGAGUGGAAGAGGGUCAGUACGAUUUUGGGGACUAGUGAGGUGACUAUUACGUGGACGGUGGAUGAGAUGGUGGAGAGGGGGAGGUAUAGGAUUAGGUAUUUUGGGGCGAGCACGGGGGUCUUAGGGGGGCUGGAGGGCUUUGAGGGCGUCAGUGGGACCUUUGAGAUUGUGUGA